Penicillium samsonianum is the source of this 294-nucleotide messenger RNA. RefSeq names its product FAD-linked sulfhydryl oxidase. The record is from RefSeq and is a predicted model, not a curated record. Lineage: Eukaryota; Fungi; Ascomycota; Eurotiomycetes; Eurotiales; Aspergillaceae. Bases 1 to 294 code for a protein of 97 amino acids. The transcript has a single exon. Gene Ontology annotation, cellular component: mitochondrion. Gene Ontology annotation, molecular function: flavin-dependent sulfhydryl oxidase activity; flavin adenine dinucleotide binding.
AUGGCAGCCACUUACCCCAAAAAAGCCGAUACAAAACAGCAAAAAGACAUGCAGGCCUUCUUGAAACUCUUCUCGCGCCUUUAUCCGUGCUGGGUGUGUGCAAAAGGUUUCCAAGCAUGGAUGGGCCACCCCAGUGGGCGUAAUGAGCCCAUGCUUGGUGGGCGCGCGGAGUUUGGGUGGUGGAUGUGCGGGGCGCACAAUGAAGUGAACAGGAAGCUUGGAAAGGAAGAGUUUGAUUGUCGGUCUUGGGAGGAGCGAUGGAGAACCGGCUGGAAAGAUGGGCGGUGUGAUUGA